Molecule: messenger RNA, 1608 nt
Organism: Leptosia nina
Lineage: Eukaryota; Metazoa; Arthropoda; Insecta; Lepidoptera; Pieridae
Source: the annotation of a GenBank genome assembly
AUGCAUUUUUUAGGGUCUGCGGGGUGGCUUCAGCGGCGGGCGGGUGGGUCGUCGGGAUAUGACGUUCGAUUUAAAGGGUGGGCUCGUGCAGGGGGCUGCAGGGCUGUUAACGGGCGCCGCGCGCCUGCGCACAGUGCGCGUCCCUUGCCGCCGCCCGUUUCCGUGCGAGCGAUGACAGUUCGCUCGGACUUACUUCCUCGAUACCGCGUGUCCGCGGCGUUGAUCCAGGGCCCCAUUGCCCCGCGCCUGGCGCCUGGCCAAAGCCCCGUUCGAGACGCCGAUGGGUAUCUGAAUUUCACGGCAGGUAUCCGAGGAGGCCCGGGCAUGGACACUCAGCAGCAACAAUAUUGCCUGAAAUGGAACAGCUUCGGCUCCAACUUGGCAACCUCAUUCGCAAACCUCUGGAAUUCGGAGAGUUUAGCCGACGUCACACUCUACUGCGAGGGUCGGCAGUUCAAAGCCCACAAGGUGAUACUAGCGGCUUGCAGCAAACACUUCCAGGAGCUCUUUGAUUCCGCCCCGCCCAGCCAUGCAGGCGCUUGUUACGUCAUCCUCGAAGCGACCACGGCUGAUAACAUGCAGGCCCUCUUGGAGUUCAUGUACAAGGGUGAAGUGCAUGUCAGCCAGGAUGCACUCUCCAGCUUUCUCAAGAGCGGGGAGAAUUUACAAGUUAAGGGCUUGUCCAUGGAAAUGUCUCAAGACGCAUGGAUGAAGCACCAAACCCAACAAGUGUCCAGCGAUCGUGUCCAAACUCGUAUAAAGACAAGUCCAGUCUCUGGGUCUGGUAAUUGCGAAGUCCAAGAAUCUACGCCGGCGCCGACCCACCCCACUACAUUUGCCCCAAUCAUGCCACCGUAUGGAAUGUCUAUGCACGGAAAUACCGGGGGUAUGGGGCGGUACGCCCCACAAGCCCACUUGCCUCUGCAUUCUUCGUCUCAUCGACGGCCGCCACCCCCGAAGCCGUCGCCGUCUCAGAGUCCCCUUACCAGAAAUUACAGGCAAAGCUCAUCAUCAUCACACUGUGGUAGUGUAGCUGACGAACCAGAUACACGGUCUUCACCUGGCGCAAGUGUUAGAUAUGAGGAGAAUCCACCAGAUUGCACGUCCAGCGUCAACAAUCCGGUUAAAAACAACGGUUACGAACGGUCUGGAAAAGAUGAAAUAAUGGAACGCUUACCAACUGAUCAAGGAGCAGAAGACUUACGGAUUAAAAGCGAGAACGAAUAUCAUCCUGGUUACAACAACGCAUCACCGCCCGCAGUUUCCAUACCAUCGAGCAAUUACCACGAGAACCAGCAUGAGACUUCACCAGUACCGCCCAAGCCGAGCCCCGAUCUUUGGCCACCGAAGAUCAUCACGAGCAAAUCGGGCGGAAUCGCUACUGCUGACGGAAAGAAAUUAAAGUGUCCAUACUGCGAGAGACUAUACGGCUACGAGACGAAUCUGCGGGCUCACAUCCGACAGCGGCAUCAGGGCAUCCGGGUACCAUGUCCGCACUGCUCUCGGACGUUCACUCGCAACAACACUGUGCGGCGCCACAUCGCCCGCGAGCAUCGCCACCAGGUCACACCGCAUCCACAAGGACCUCUCCCCAACCACACCCAGUAA